Molecule: messenger RNA, 741 nt
Organism: Ichthyophthirius multifiliis
Lineage: Eukaryota; Ciliophora; Oligohymenophorea; Hymenostomatida
Product: tubulin folding cofactor b, putative
Exons: 2
Biological process (GO): cytoplasmic microtubule organization; post-chaperonin tubulin folding pathway; tubulin complex assembly
Cellular component (GO): cytoplasm; nucleus; microtubule plus-end
Molecular function (GO): alpha-tubulin binding; microtubule plus-end binding
Source: RefSeq, a predicted model, not a curated record
AUGCAUUCAGUUUAAUAUUUACCUGGACAAGGAUAAUCCAUAAAACUUAACUUAUCCCAUAAUAUAAGUGAAAAUAAAAUGCUAGAAGUUCGUUUUGAAUUAAAUUCGACAAUAAGUCAAGUUAAAUAAUAAAUAGAAAAAAGAUACGGCACAUCGAGUUAAAUGAUGUAGUUAGUUUUAGAAGAUUCUUAAGGAAAUAAAAUUUCUUCAAUGAAUGAAGAUAAUUAAUAAUUAGGUUAUUAUAAUCCUUAGGAUAAUUAUACAAUACAUGUAAUUGAUUUAAAUCCUCAUUCAGUUCUAAAAGACAUCACUGAUGUAAACUAAGUAAAGAAAUAUUAAAUUUCAGAAGAAGAUUAUGAUAAAAUACCAGAUAAUUUUAGAAAAUUCAAAUAAAAAAUAGACUAAAAUAAUCCAAAUUAAAACAAUAAUAUAGUAUUUGUAGAAGAUAAUUAUUUAUAAGAUUUUGCUGAAAAAAUGCAUAAAAACGAUAGAUGUUAAAUUAUUAAUACUAAAAACAGAGGAACUAUAUAAUAUAUAGGAAAAAUACCCGAUCUUGGUUAAGGAUAUUAUAUUGGAAUUUAACUUGAUGAACCUAUAGGAAAAAAUAAUGGAUCUUAUAAUGGAGUUAAAUAUUUUAACUGUUAAAAUAAAUAUGGGUUAUUUAUAAGACCUGAUAAAAUUGAAACUGGAGAUUUUCCUGAAUUAGAUCUUGAUGAUUUAUACUCGGAUGAUGAAAUUUGA